CGCUGACUGCUGCGACUUGCGCACCAUCUGACACCAGGAGCACACGCACAACCACUGGAGCCUCUUCUCCACGCACUGUGCAGCCACCGCGUUUGAACCUCCGCUCUUUUCCGCUCUUGUGUUGUUAGAGUUUUUCCGAAUCUGCACUCUCUGGAUUUUAGACUUACUGCUUGCCAUGGCUGGAUGGACAUUUUUCUGACGAAGGGAAUGCAAAUCUUAUGUUUGCCAUUAUUUUGUUGUUUACUUCGGUCGUACAUUCGCAAACUCUAUUACGUUGGGAUUUAUUGACAGAAAAUGGACUUUUUCUAGCCAGUUGAACUUUUACGCACGGUUUUUUAGUAGCCUAUCAAGUUGAAUAUUGAUCAAUUUGAAAUUUACAACAAACAUUCAUGGUGUGGAUAAAGUGGACCAUGGCAUUCGUACUCGGAUAUGUGAGUUUGUUGGGUAUUUUGAUGAAUACUGUUAUGGGACAGAUUCCUGAGAAUCACGGGAGGACUCAAUAUGAUGGUUCUGCAUCAAGUAGCAGGGUACGCAGACGUGGAAAACAAGAUGCGCUAACAGGACCAAAUGUGUGUGGAUCUCGUUUCCAUUCCUACUGCUGUCCAGGCUGGAAAACGUUGCCAGGGGGCAACCAGUGUAUCGUGCCCAUAUGCCGUAACAGCUGUGGAGAUGGUUUCUGCUCACGCCCCAACAUGUGCACUUGUCCAAGUGGUCACAUUGCCCCAACCUGUGCGACCAAAUCCCCUCAGCAGUGUAGUAUCAGGUGUAUGAAUGGCGGAGCCUGCGCAGAAGACCACUGCCAGUGCCCGAAGGGAUACACAGGAGCCCACUGUGGACAACCCGUCUGUGAGAGGCAGUGCCAGAAUGGUGGGCGCUGCAUCGGGCCGAACCGGUGCGCCUGUGUCUACGGCUUCACUGGGCCCCAGUGUGAGAGAGACUACCGUACAGGGCCCUGCUUUACCCAGGUCAACAACCAGAUGUGCCAGGGCCAGGUGAGUGGUAUCGUCUGCACCAAGACGUUGUGCUGUGCCACCGUGGGCCGAGCCUGGGGCCACCCCUGUGAGAUGUGCCCAGCCCAGCCCCAGCCCUGCCGCCGUGGCUUCAUUCCCAACAUCCGCACCGGGGCAUGCCAGGAUGUUGACGAGUGCCAGGCCAUUCCAGGGCUGUGCCAAGGAGGCAACUGCAUUAACACCGUGGGCUCAUACGAGUGCAAGUGCCCAGCUGGUCAUCGUCAGAACGAAGCCAAUCAGAAGUGUGAAGAUGUGGACGAGUGUGCCAUCAUCCCACGCGCGUGUGAUGGCGGCCGGUGCGUGAACACCGUGGGCAGCUACACCUGUGUGUGCCCUGCCGACCUGGUGCCCUCUGCGGACAAGACCCGCUGCCUAGACCAGCACUCGGGCCUGUGUUUCUCUGGACUGCUGAGUGGCCGCUGCACCCAGGAGCUGCCAGGCCGCUUCAGUAAGGCCCAGUGCUGCUGCGACGCUGGACGCUGCUGGGCAAGAGGCAACCUGCCAGAGCUGUGCCCCGUCCCAGGCUCGGAGGCGCACCAGAGACUGUGUCAGGAGGGAGCUCCGGUGCGGCCGUACCCAGAGGGGGAUCCAGUGAUCGUAGGCGGCCGAGUUUCCUACCCACAGGGCCCCAAAGACUACGACCCCACUCUCAAUGGCCGCAGGGUCAACGGAAACGGACACCCCUACCCCCAGACCCCGGUGAAUGGGAAUGGCCACAGGAAGCACCCUGUCAAUGGCAACGGUCACAAAAUACCCCAGCAGUAUGACUAUGCGACUCUGAACCAGACUGUGGACUACUGCAGGCAGGUGCAAAAUCUGUGUAUAAACGGGCGCUGCAUCUCUUUGGCGUCGAGCUACCGCUGUGAGUGUAACAAGGGCUACGUGCUGGAUGUCAGAGGAGACUGCAUAGAUUUUGAUGAGUGCGCCUCAGACCCCUGCUCUAACGGAGACUGCGUCAACACCCCUGGCUCCUACUACUGCAAAUGCCACGCAGGCUACCUCAGGACUCCCACCAAGCAGACAUGCAUAGACAUCGACGAGUGCCUGCACAACGGGGUACUGUGCAACAACGGCCGCUGUCUGAACACAGAGGGCACCUUCCAGUGCAUCUGCAACGCAGGCUUCCAGCUCACCCCCGACAGAAGGAACUGCGUGGACCAUGAUGAGUGUGCCACCACCAACAUGUGUCUCAAUGGCAUGUGCAUCAACGAGGACGGCAGCUUUAAGUGCAUCUGCAAACCGGGCUUCACGCUGGCCUCCAGUGGCCGCUACUGCAUAGAUAUUGAUGAGUGUCAGACUCCAGGCAUGUGUAUGAACGGUCGCUGUGUGAACACCGAUGGCUCCUUCCGCUGUGAUUGUAUGGCAGGACUUGCCGUCAGCACAGAUGGACGGUCCUGCGUAGACACACACAUGCGCAGCACCUGCUACGGAGGCAUCAGGAAGGGCGUGUGUGUUCGGCCAUUCCAGGGAGCGGUCACCAAGUCCGAAUGCUGCUGCGCCAACGCCGAUUACAGCUUCGGCGAGCCCUGCCAACCCUGCCCAGCCAAGAAUUCAGGAGAAUUCCAGGCAUUGUGUGGGAGUGGUAUUGGCUUCUCAGUAGAUGGGACAGACAUUAACGAGUGUGCACUGGACCCUGACAUCUGUACCAACGGCGUGUGUGAGAACCUGAGGGGCAGCUACCGCUGCAUCUGUAACGUGGGCUACGAGACCGACGGCAGCGGCAGGAACUGCGUGGACAUUGACGAGUGCCUGGUGAACCGUCUGCUGUGUGACAACGGCCUGUGCCGGAACGUUCCGGGAAGCUACACUUGCACCUGUCCAAAGGGCUACCUCUUCAGGCCGGACUCGGAGACGUGCGAAGAUGUGAAUGAGUGUGAGAGUAAUCCGUGUGUUAACGGGGUGUGUAAGAACAAUGCUGGCUCCUUCGCCUGUGAGUGCUCGCCAGGCGGCAAGAGGGAUUCCACAGGACUCAUCUGCAUCGACAGCCUAAAAGGCACCUGCUGGCUCCACAUCCAAGAUGGCCGCUGCGAGGUCAACAUCAACGGCGGCACACUGAAGUCCGAGUGCUGUGCCACCCUGGGCGCCGCCUGGGGCAGCCCCUGCGAACAGUGCGAGAUCGAUCCUGUUUGCUCCAGAGGGUUCGCUCGUCCAAAAGGGGUCACAUGUGAAGACGUGAAUGAGUGUGAGGUGUUCCCUGGAGUGUGUGUUAACGGCCGCUGUGUGAACACCCAUGGCUCUUUCAAGUGCCAGUGUCCCGAGGGCCUGACCCUGGACUCCACUGGACGCCUGUGUGUCGAUGUCCGCUCGGAGCACUGUUACCUGACCUAUGACGAGGACACUUGCGCUCAGCCCGUGUCUGGAAGGUUCCGGAUGGACGCAUGCUGCUGCACGGUGGGGGCCGCCUGGGGGAAGGAGUGUGAGGCGUGUCCGGAGCCUGGUAACCGCGACUACGACCUCCUCUGCCCGCGAGGACCCGGCUUUGCCAACCGAGGCGACGUUCUCACCGGGAGACCCUUCUACAAGGACAUCAAUGAAUGUAAAGUGUUCCCCAGCAUCUGCACCCAUGGCAAAUGCCGCAACACCAUUGGCAGCUUCAGGUGUCGCUGUGACAACGGCUUCGCCCUCGACAUGGAGGAGCGCAACUGCACUGACAUUGACGAGUGCCGUAUCUCACCGGACCUGUGUGGUCAUGGCACCUGCGUGAACACACCUGGCAGCUUCGAGUGUGAGUGCUUUGACGGCUACGAGAGUGGCUUCAUGAUGAUGAAGAACUGCAUGGACAUUGACGAGUGUGAGCGGAACCCUGGCCUGUGCCGCGGAGGCGAGUGUGAGAACACUGACGGCAGUUACGAGUGUGUGUGUCCGCACGGACACCAGCUGUCUACAGAUGGGAAUGCUUGCGAGGAUGUGAACGAGUGUGAGCUGAGCUCCACCCUGUGUCGAAACGGCGAGUGUGUGAACGUGGUGGGCACAUACCGCUGCACCUGCCACUCCGGCUACCAACCCACACCUGACCUACAGGGAUGCACAGACAUUGACGAGUGCACCAUAGAGAACGGUGGCUGUGAUGUGCACUGCACCAACUCGGAGGGCAGCUACCAGUGCAGCUGUGCCUCAGGCUAUGCCCUCAUGCCCGACCAGAGGAGCUGUGCUGAUGUGGAUGAAUGUGAGGAGGAGCUGGGCAUCUGUGACGGAGGCCAGUGCACCAACCUCCCUGGGGAGUACCACUGUCUGUGCUUUGAUGGCUUCAUGGCGUCCCUGGACAUGAAGAGCUGCAUAGAUGUGAACGAGUGUGAGCUGAACACCAACCUGUGCUUGUUUGGAGAAUGUGAGAACACCAAGGGUUCCUUCAUAUGCCACUGUGAAGUGGGCUACUCUGUCAAGAUCGGCACGUCAGGCUGCACAGAUGUGGACGAGUGCGAGGUGGACGCCCAUAACUGUGACGUCCACGCCACCUGUGUCAACACCCCGGGGGGCUUCCACUGCUCCUGUCGCGAGGGCUGGCUGGGCAACGGGGUCAAGUGUGUCGACCUUGACGAGUGCACCAAUGGGACGCACCACUGCAGUGUCAGCGCUGAGUGUGUCAACACACCUGGCUCCUACCGCUGCAGCUGCUCACCGGGCUUCACUGGAGAUGGCCUCACCUGCUCAGACAUGGAUGAGUGCGCUGAGAACGUGAACCUGUGUGAGAACGGCCAGUGUCUGAACGUGCCGGGAGGCUACCGCUGUGAGUGUGAGAUGGGCUUCGUCCCAGCCCCUGACAGCAAGACCUGCCAAGACAUUGAUGAGUGCAAAUUCCAUAGCAUUUGUGUGUUUGGCAAAUGCAAGAACCUCCCUGGAAUGUUCCGUUGCAUCUGUGACGAUGGCUAUGAGCUGGAUCGCUCUGGAGGAAACUGCACAGAUGUAGACGAGUGCAUGGACCCUAUAAACUGUGUGAAUGGCCUCUGCGUGAACGUCCCUGGAUCGUAUGAGUGUAACUGCCCAACUGACUUUGAGCUCAACCCCACUGGAGUCGGCUGUGUCGACACUCGUGUGGGGAACUGUUUCCGGGAGGCGACUCCUCGUGGACGGGGCAGUCUGUCCUGCAGCGUGGAGGUGGGGGUGGGCGUGAGCCGCUCUUCCUGCUGCUGCUCCCUGGGCCGGGCCUGGGGAAACCCCUGUGAACUCUGCCCCCCCAUCAACUCCUCGGAGUACAACACCUUGUGUCCAGGUGGAGAGGGCUUCAGACCUAAUCCCAUCACCAUCAUACUGGAAGACAUUGAUGAGUGCCAGGAGUUGCCGGGUCUUUGCCAGGGUGGGAACUGUGUGAACACCUUUGGGAGUUUCCAGUGUGAUUGUCCUCCUGGCUACUACCUCAAUGUGGACAGCCGCAUCUGUGAAGACAUCGAUGAGUGUGUGGUCAACCCGGGCAUCUGCGGACCUGGCACCUGCUAUAACACCCUGGGCAACUACACCUGUGUGUGCCCACAGGAGUACAUGCAGGUCAACGGGGGCAACAACUGCAUGGACAUGAGGAAGAGUCUCUGUUACAGGAACUAUAAUGGCACGGUGUGUGAGAACGAGCUGGUCUUCAACCUGACCCGCCGGCUCUGCUGCUGCUCCUACAACGUGGGCAAAGCCUGGAACAAGCCCUGCGAGGCCUGCCCAACCCCUGCCACAGAUGAGUAUCGCAUUCUCUGUGGGAACAUAGUGCCAGGGUUCAAACUGGAUAUUGAGACUGGUAAAGCCAUAGACAUCGAUGAGUGUCGGGAGAUCCCUGGCAUCUGUGCCAACGGUGUUUGCAUCAACCAGAUCGGCAGUUUCCGCUGUGAAUGCCCCACAGGUUUCAGCUACAAUGACCUCCUGCUUGUGUGUGAGGACAUUGAUGAGUGCAGCAGUGGUGAGAUUCUGUGCCAGAGGAACGCCGACUGCAUCAACAGUCCCGGGAGCUAUCGCUGCGAGUGCUCCGACGGCUUCAACCUCUCCCCCACCGGGGCCUGCAUCGACCGCAACGAGUGCUUGGAGAUCCCCAACGUCUGCAGCCACGGGGAAUGCAUGGACAUCGACGGCGGCUACGAGUGUUUGUGCCACAACGGCUUCAGGGUGUCUAACAACCGGCGGAUGUGCAUGGACAUCGAUGAGUGUGUGCGUCAGCCUUGUGGAAAUGGCACAUGCAAGAACACUGUGGGCUCCUUUAACUGCCUCUGUCACCCUGGCUUUGAGAUCACGCACAACAAUGACUGCACAGACAUCGAUGAGUGCACAACGUCAUACGGUCAGAUCUGCAGGAAUGGCCGCUGCAUCAACAGCAUCGGCUCGUUCCAGUGUCUGUGUGAUGAGGGCUACGAACCCAAUCUGGACGGCAAGAACUGCGUCGACGUGAACGAGUGUGUCAUCCUGCCGGGAACGUGUGCUCCUGGGACGUGUCAGAACCUGGAUGGGUCAUUCCGCUGCAUCUGCCCCGAAGGUUACAGGGUGCAGAACGAACACUGUGUAGAUGUCAAUGAGUGUGUGGAAGAUCCAAACAUCUGCCUGUUUGGGACCUGUUUCAACAAUCCUGGCAGCUUUGAGUGUGUUUGCAAGCCUGGGUUCAUCCUGUCGGAGAAUGGACGCAGAUGUUAUGAUAAGCGGGAGAGCUACUGUUUCACGCGCUUUGAGAAUGGCAAGUGCUCGCUCCCACAGGCCUUCAACACCACCAAGGCCAAGUGCUGCUGCAGCAACAUGCCCAAGGAGGGCUGGGGGGACCCCUGUGAGCUCUGCCCCAAGGACAGCGACGCUGGAUUCAAGGACCUCUGUCCAUUUGGCUUCGGCAUAAUCCCUGGAUUUGAUGACUCGCGUAUCGACCUGAAUGAAUGCGUGGAGAAUCCAGGCAUCUGCUACAACGGGCACUGUAUCAACACUGACGGUUCCUUCCGCUGUGAAUGUCCUAUGGGCUACACACUUAACUACACUGGCGUGCACUGUAUCGACAUUGAUGAGUGUUUGGUGGGAAACCCAUGCGGUAACGGCACCUGCACCAACGCGAUCGGGGGCUUUGAGUGCACCUGUGAGGAAGGCUUUGAACCAGGACCCAUGAUGACUUGUGAAGACAUAAACGAAUGCGGGCAGAACCCGCUGCUCUGUGCCUUCCGCUGCAUCAACACAUUCGGCAGCUACGAGUGCAGCUGUCCAGCAGGGUACACGCUCCGGGAGGACGGCAGGAUGUGCAAAGACCUGGAUGAGUGUGCGGAGGGCCUGCAUGACUGUGAGUCGCGGGGCAUGGCUUGUAAGAACCUCAUCGGCACCUUCAUGUGUGUGUGCCCGGUAGGCAUGACGCGGCGCCUGGACGAUGAGCUGUGCCAAGAUGAAAACGAGUGCCGCACUAAGCCGGGUAUCUGUGAGAACGGCCGCUGUGUGAACACCAUUGGCAGCUACAUGUGUGAGUGUGGGGAGGGAUUCCAGCCGGACUCCACCCGCACUCAGUGCUUAGACUACCGGGAGGGCUUCUGCUUCACAGAGGUGCUGCAGACCAUGUGCCAGAUGUCCUCCAGUAGCAGGACCCCCUCCACCAAGUCCCAGUGCUGCUGUGACGGGGGCCGGGGCUGGGGCAACCAGUGUGAGCUCUGCCCGCUGCCCGGCACUGCCAAGUACAAGAAGCUGUGCCCACACGGCCAUGGCUACGCCACUGACGGCAGAGACAUAGACGAGUGCAAACUCAUCCCAGACGUAUGUAAGAACGGGAAAUGCAUCAACACCAUGGGCUCCUACAAGUGCCACUGCAAGCCUGGCUACACCGCUUCUAUCAGUGGAACAGCAUGUGAUGACCAGGAUGAAUGUUCCAUGUCUCCCAAGCCGUGCAACUUCAUCUGCAAAAACACGGAGGGCAGCUACGCGUGCUCCUGUCCCCGUGGUUACACACUGCAGGAGGAUGGCAGGACCUGCAAAGAUCUGGAUGAGUGUCAGACCAAGAAGCACAAUUGCCAGUUCAUCUGUGUUAACACUAUCGGCGGCUUCACCUGCAAGUGCCCUCCUGGUUUCGCUCAGCACCACACAGCCUGUAUAGACAAUAACGAGUGUGCAGCGGAGCCCACCCUCUGUGGAGCCAAGGGCAUCUGCCAGAACACGCCAGGCAGCUUCAACUGUGACUGCCAGCAUGGCUACUCCCUGGACAACACUGGCCUGCACUGCGAAGAUGUGGAUGAGUGUAAGAGCACCCACAGGUGUCAGUAUGGCUGCCAGAACAUUCUGGGAGGCUAUCGCUGCAGCUGCCCUCAAGGCUACACACAGCACUAUCAGUGGAAUCAGUGUGUGGAUGAAAACGAGUGCUCGAACCCCAGCAGCUGCGGCUCGGCGUCCUGCUACAACACACUGGGCAGCUUCAAGUGCGCCUGCCCCUCGGGCUACUCCUUCGACCAUCCCAGCAGCAGCUGCCGUGACUUGGACGAGUGCAGCUCCCGCAAGAACCCCUGCAACUACGGCUGCUCCAACACUGAGGGGGGCUACCUGUGUGGAUGCCCCCCGGGCUACUACAGAGUAGGCCAAGGUCACUGUGUGUCAGGCACUGGCUUUGGGAAAGGCCUGUACACGCCUCAUCAAGGAGGACAAGGAGUGGACGAGGACAACGCCCUCUCCCCUGAGGCCUGCUACGAGUGUAAGAUCAACGGCCACUCCAAGAGGGGGAUACGCAGGAGAAGGGACGCCAAUGAAACCCUAGCCGAAGAGGAGCCCGAGGUGAGCCUUGCUAGCCUGGACAUUGACGAGCCGCUGACACUAAUGCUCAACCUCUCCCAGCUGGACCCCGGCCAGCACCUCCUGGAGCUGCGGCCUGCCCUGCGGCCCCUCGACGGCCACGUGCGUUACGCCAUCGCCGGCGGCAACGGGGCCGGCGUCUUCCGCCUGGAGCACAGCGACGACGGCCUCACUUACCUGCACUUGGCGUCGUCGGCAGGAUCGGAAGGAGAGGAGGCGUGGCGGGGGCAGUCGAGUCGGCUGACCCCGGGGAGCUACACGCUGGAGAUCAGCAGUGCACCACUAUACGGUCCAGCCCAGCUUCGGGCGCUCCGCAACAUCAAGGACAGAGACUACCUCUCGGGGGAGCUGGGCGAGAACCUGCACAUGAGACUGCACAUCAAGCUGCAGGAGAACUAGAGUCAGCUGGUCUGCUGUGCAGCUAGAUCACACCUAUGUCAUUAUCUCCCUGAAAGACUGGUCUCCCUCUCUCUCUGUCUUCUCCACCAGUGCUGCUUUCUCUGGCUCUCUAUCUCUCUUUCCUUCUUUCUUU
This is a messenger RNA of Alosa sapidissima (American shad), 9249 nucleotides long. RefSeq names its product fibrillin-2-like. The coding region runs from base 390 to 9116 and encodes 2908 amino acids. The transcript has 65 exons. Gene Ontology annotation, molecular function: calcium ion binding. NCBI's taxonomy places the organism in Eukaryota, Metazoa, Chordata, Actinopteri, Clupeiformes, Clupeidae. The record is from RefSeq and is a predicted model, not a curated record.